Molecule: messenger RNA, 8417 nt
Organism: Catharus ustulatus (Swainson's thrush)
Lineage: Eukaryota; Metazoa; Chordata; Aves; Passeriformes; Turdidae
Gene: JMY
Product: junction mediating and regulatory protein, p53 cofactor
Exons: 11
Coding region: 312-3044 (910 amino acids)
Biological process (GO): intrinsic apoptotic signaling pathway by p53 class mediator; 'de novo' actin filament nucleation; positive regulation of apoptotic process
Cellular component (GO): nucleus; cytoplasm
Molecular function (GO): actin binding; transcription coactivator activity; Arp2/3 complex binding
Source: RefSeq, a predicted model, not a curated record
AGUUGCCGCAGCGCCGCCGCUUGUAAACAGAUCCUGCCCCACGUGACGCGCGCGCUGGUUGUGCGGGGGUGCCGCGCAUUGUCCGCGUUGGUGACCGGCGGGAGCCGCGCGGGGAGCGGGGGGAGGCGAUUCCCGUCCGCCCUUCCUCCCUCGUCGCUCCGGUGGCGAAGCAGCGCACCCUCCCCCUCGUACCCUGGCCGCUAAGAUGGCUGGUGGUGGGCGGUAAGGCGGUGCGGGACUGCGGAGCCGCUGACGGGACGGGAGCGCGGAGGGCGGGCGGCGUGUGCCCGUGUGCGGAGUCGCGCAGCGCCAUGUCCGCCUUCGCCCUGGAGGAGACGCUGGAGGCCGACUGGGUGGCCGUCAGGCCGCACGCCUUCCAGGAGCGGGAGAAGCACAAGUUCGCCUUCAUCGUGGCCUGGAACGAAAUCGAGGGCAAGUUCGCCAUCACCUGCCACAACCGCACGGCGCAGCGCCAGCGCAGCGGCUCCCGUGAGCUGCGCCGUGGCGGCCCCGAGGUUGGAGCCGUCCCUAAGGCUGGCGGCCCCGCGGUACGCAGGGACCCGGGGCCGCCCCGGGGCUGCGCCCAUCCCCGGGCCGAGGCGCUGCCUAAGAGCCCGCUGCGCGCCAAGGGCAGCCCGGCCCGGAGGCCGCAGCGCGGCCCGGAGGCGGCAGGUGCCGCCGAGGAGAUCGAAGUGCUGGAGCCGGGGAAGGAGGACGUGGCCGCCGCGCUGUCGCUGCCGCCCUCGCCGCCGCGGGCGAGCGAGUUGGGCGCUCCCGACGCGGAGCCGGCGGGGGAGGAGUGCAGCUGGGCCGGCCUCUUCUCCUUCCAAGACUUGCGGGCCGUGCACCAGCAGCUGUGCUCGGUGAACUCGGAGCUGGAGCCCUACCUGCCUGCCUUCCCCGAGGAGCCCUCGGGCAUGUGGACGGUGCUUUUCGGAGCGCCAGAACUAUCCGAGCAGGAGAUGGACGCUCUCUGCUACGAGCUGCAAGGUUACUUGGUUCACAGCUUGGAUACCUGUGGCUGGAAGAUCCUUUCGCAGGUGCUUUUCACCGAGACCGACGAUCCCGAAGAGUAUUACGAGAGCCUGAGUGAGCUGCGACAGAAGGGGUACGAGGAGGUGCUCCAGAGGGCCCGCAGGCGCAUUCAGGAGCUUCUGGAAAAGCAUAAGAAUACAGAAAGUAUGGUAGAGCUCCUUGAACUGUACCAAAUGGAAGAUGAAGCCUACAGUAAUCUUGCAGAAGCAACCACAGAGCUCUACCAGUACUUACUGCAACCAUUCCGAGAUAUGAGGGAGCUUGCGAUGCUUAGAAGACAGCAGAUAAAGAUCUCAAUAGAGAAUGACUACCUAGGCCCCAGAAGAAUUGAGAGUCUGCAAAAAGAAGAUGCCGAUUGGCAGAAAAAAGCCCACAUGGCUGUGCUUUCUAUUCAAGAUCUUACAGUUAAAUAUUUUGAAAUAACAGCUAAAACACAAAAAGCUGUGUAUGAUCGAAUGCGAGCAGACCAGAAGAAAUUUGGUAAGGCAGCAUGGGCAGCAGCAGUGGAACGUAUGGAAAAGCUUCAGUAUUCUGUUUCUAAGGAGACUUUGCAGUUGAUGCGUGCUAAAGAAAUCUGUUUGGAGCAGAAGAAACAUGCGCUGAAAGAGGAGAUGCAGAGCCUGAAAGGUGGUACAGAAGCCUUAGCCCAUUUGGACCACUUAGAAGCUGAUUACUAUGAUCUACAGCUUCAGUUAUAUGAAGUGCAGUUCGAGAUCUUGAAAUGUGAAGAGCUGCUCCUGACAGCACAGCUUGAAAGCAUCAGAAGAUUGAUGUCAGAGAAGAGAGAUGAAGUGGUGUAUUAUGACACUUAUGAAAGUAUGGAAGCCAUGCUCGAAAAAGAGGAUAUGGCAACAUCUAUACACUUGCAAAAAGAGGAGCUGCAAAAGUUACAACAAAAAAUCCGCCAGCUGGAAGCAAGGCGUGGACGUAUUUCAGCCAAGAAAGCCUACCUCAGAAAUAAGAAGGAGAUCUGUAUUGCAAAGCAUAAUGAGAAGAUCCAGCAGCGUCACCAGAGCGAGGAGGAGUACAAAAUGCACCAUACUGUUCAGCUGAAACGAGAUCAACUGCAAGAUGAAGAGGAAAGAAAAAGUUCCUGGGUUAGUCAGGAACGACAGAAAACCCUGGACAGACUGCGUACAUUUAAGCAGCGGUACCCUGGGCAAGUAAUACUUAAAUCACCCAGACUACGGCUGGCUCAUGCAAGAAGAAAAUGUGCAGCCAGCUCAGUGCCCUGUGUUGAGCAGCCUCAAUCUAUGCCAGCAACCAUACCAAUCCAAGAGAAGAGUGAGGAGGUGGAAUUGGAAAAAGCAGUUCAGCCUUUGCAAGUGCAGGAAUCCACAAGCCUACAACAACUUCAAGAUGUCUCUUUGCCUCCUAAUGGUGUUACUUCUGAACUGCCCCAUGUUAGCACUUCUCCAGUCACCAGUGAUGAGCUUCAACCAGAGACUGCUACUGGAGCACAGCUUCCACCCCCUUUGCCUCCACCACCUCCCCCUCUGCCUCCCCCUUUGCCCUCCAAGGAAGAUGCCACCAAAUCCUUAGACAAAAGUGACAGCAUUGUUAAACGUCAGAGUGUGGAGAAGGGCGUCCAGCACUCUUCUGGUGUCCCACCAGCACAUCUGUUUGAUAGCAGUCAGCUAGUCAGUGCCAAGAAGAAACUUAAGAAGACCGGUGAUCUAGAGGGUUUACAGAGGAGGAGAGUGAGUUCCCCAAUGGAUGAAGUGCUGGCUUCCUUGAAACGUGGCAGCUUUCACUUAAGAAAAGUUGAGCAGAGAAGUCUCCCUCCUUUUCCUGAUGAAGAUGAUAGCAAUAACAUCUUGGCGCAGAUCAGGAAAGGGGUGAAACUGAAGAAAGUACAGAAAGAUGUUUUGAGAGAAUCCUUUACAAUUCUGCCUGAUACUGAUCCUCUGACAAGGAGCAUCCAUGAAGCAUUGCGAAGGAUUAAGGAAGCAUCACCUGAGUCAGAGGAUGAAGAGGAGUGUUUGCCUUGCACAGACUGGGAAAACUAACCUGUGCUUGACAACCACCAACGUGCGAAAAGAAACCCCAGUUGAAGAUUACUUUUCUUCUGCAUUUCUGAAAAUUCAGAGCCAGCACUUACGGCUGUCAGUUCCACAGGAGGCUUUCUUUGGCAAAGAAGUAGUCUUUCUUUGGCAAAUAACUCAGUACAUGGAAAAAAAUGGCCUGAAAUGUUAAUUUCAGGUCACUUUUUUCUUUAUUUGUUCAAACAAAUUCUAGUUUGGGCAGAAAGCUAAAUUGUUUAGGCAUGCAUUUUGUACUAUCAAGAAUGCCCGGUUCUUAAGCACUUUUUAUAUUUGCGUUAGUAAUGUAUGGCCAGUUAAGUGAGGGGGCCAUUUUGAGUUGGGAGACUACUUGGUGUUAGAGUAACUUUGGGGUUCCAAACCAGCUAUAAAAUGGCCCCUUCACUGCACUGAAUAUCUCAUGUGCUUGAAAAUUCAACUAAAUGGCUCCCUGCAGAGAAUCUUGCUGUGUAGCAGUCUGAUAUUCCAGAAAGACGAUUCCUAGUUGCACUACAGUAGCUGAAAUUCAGUAACAUGCAACUAAGAGUUUUUUUCUUCUUAGCUUGAAGAAGCAAAUGUUAGUAUGAAAAGCAACAAGUGACCACAGCACAAUGAGAAUUAAGAGUUGAAUUCAGUACAUAUUCAAGAAUGUGUUUGUUUCCAUCAUGAUACAUUUAGCAAGACAUACUGCAGCACCUUUUUAGAAGGUCAUGUUUAGUCUGACAUCUUUUAAAGUAGACAUUUUCAUGCUUUUUUAAAAUAAUAUUUAGCUAUGCUGAACCAAGUUAGUUAUACUUUUAUCAUUUGUUAUAAGAAGCAAUAUUUUGUAAUUUCAUACUUAAAAGUAUUUUUCUCUUUUGGUUUAAAAUGGCUUUUGAUUAGUCUAAGCAGCCUUCUUUAAAAAAGAUCAAAGCACUUAAGCAUAUUGAUAACUGAGUUAUGAAAAUUAUGCUGUUCUUGCUGGUUUUCAUUAUUCCCUUUAGUGGCUGCAAAAUUAUUUGUAUUUCAUACCCAAAAGCCUACUGGCUGAAAAAAGUUUCUUUUGAUUCUGACUGUUUCAUUUUUAAAGGAGAGUUACAACUUCCUCUGCAGUGAAUACUUAGGAGUAGUCCUAAACCUCAUGACUAAUGGCUGCAGGCAGCUACUCUUAUGAUACCACAGUACCAAGAGGUAUGUCAAUACAGAGAUACAAGUAGCCUUGUACCACCUAAAAACCUCAUGUGGUAUUAAAAAUCAGCCCAUUAGACUUCUAGGAAAGCUGAAUUUUCACUAGCAUUUUGUUUUUACUAGCAUAACAUACACUGUGUUUGAGAAAUACACAGUCCCUGUCCUUUGUGUUGUGUGGUCCAUUCACUGUUCCUCUUUUGACAGAUAAACUACUAUAUGGGGAUCUGGGUUCUUUUAAGUGGAGUUACUCAUUGCUGCUGUCGUGUAAUGGAACACGUACUGUGUUAACAUUUAUAACAGGGGAUUUCACGUCUUGCCGUUUACUUACAGAGAGAGGAGCAGGAGACCUUACCUUAGCAAUAGGCUGUAUAAUCUAAAGGAACCUCAGCUCUGGGACCCUCCAGUCUAUUGAAGAUGUUUUGCUGUGGCUGUCCAAAAAUUAAAGCUCUGUCAAACAUCUUGAGAGGAUUUUCUUAACCAUGUUGCCUUACUUAUUGAAGUUAGUGAACAUUGAUUUUUCAAAGCACCUGCAAGCAGUGUUACUGUAGAAUUGUAUCGAUUUUGCUGUGUUAGUUGCCAGGUCUCUAUUUUUCAGCUGUGUGAAACACCUGAUACUGGCUUUCCACAGGCUUAAAACUACAUGAUGCUUUUUUCUUACUCUCUGAAUUCUGUGUUACAUGGUAUGGUUGUGAGCUGUCUGCUGUGUUCAUGCAGGCAUGGCAGCAGUUUCAAGAUUGCAUCAUAAUAAUUCGACACUACCUAUACCAUCAGCUGUUUUGUUCUUCAUUUGUUUGUACUUUCACUCACAUCACACAUUAAAACCAAGGUAAUCAAAUAAAUUUUUGGCUGUAGCAUAAAACAGAACUAUGAUGUAGAAUGGUAAUUGACAUUAUACAUUUCAUCUGAAACUUAGUGCUAAAUUAACAGUGGUGAAGAAACAACUUUUAUGUUCAUUUUUUUCCUAUUUUCCAGCCUGCAGUUUCAUUCCUUGGAGUAUGCAUACAGACACUAGCAAAAUUUCAAGCCGAGGAAAAAUAGUGUAAUUCUAAAGUAUUUGUGCAGGGCUUCCCUUGCGCAACAUGUUUGUCUGCAGUUUACCACUGUGUUGUUACCUAAAUAGCUCCAUGCUGUACUGUACUACAGUUUUCAGAUAUGUUUGCCAUGUGAUCUGUCAUCUUUGCCUUGAAAAAUGUGUGCAUGAUUGAUGAAAAUUACUCUUCUUAAUCUGUUUCAUAUUUAGCUGAAAUCUUAGAUUUCUGUAGUAGCUUAGUCUCAAUAGAAAUGGAGUUCUCAUAUGAGCAUGUAUUUUAUGGGCACACGAAAAGUAGUUGUUACGCUGAGCAUAGCAGUAGGUAUCAGUUCAAAACUGCCAUCUUCUGUGUGGAAAAUGAAUGGGGAUUUUGUCCACAUCCUGCUCAAAAAAACCCCCAAACCAAUCCUGAAUUUAAAUCUCCAUGAGUCACUAGAUGUCACAAUUUCAUAUAAUUUUCACUUUGAUAGAAAAAUUGUGUAUAUGUGCAAAGGCUAAUGCAUAAAAGGUACCAUCCUGUGCCAUGUGAAAUUUUCCAGUGGGAUGACUACUGCAGAAAAUGAGGAAACUUUAGUAUAUUUAAAGAAACUUAGGGAAAUUAUGACAGUCCUGCGUUGAGGUCAGUUCCUCCACAGCUGAGAAAAACUGUAAUAAUUGUGCUGGUCCGUGAGAAAUCUUGGCAAGCAUCACUAAGGAAAAACACGUAAACAUGCACAAGGAAGAAGAGCCUCCAUAAAAAGACCUGCCGAUUGAUAUUUGUCAUUUUAUUGUUAUGGCUGCAUUGUUUUGUUGCUAGUUAUUUAUCUUAAAUAGGUUCAUCAGCUUUUGGCUUUUUCCAUUUUUAGAAACUUCUAUCUUUUUUCAAAUUAAAAGUUUUACUAUGGUGUAGCUGAUCAAAUGAAGUAAAGAUUUGGAAUGCAUAAUGUUUAUUGUACAAAUGCUUAUGUAAGGACUGAAAAAUCUUUAAUGAGUGGGAACAAGAAACUAAACAUGCAGUUUUUGCUAGAAUAACCAAAAUCCAAGGUAAACAGCAAUAGUCUUGUUCAGAAAUUGAGUUUGUAUCAACAAGAAUUUCAUGUUCUCAUUCAUGGAGUUUCCAGAUCCUUUACAAAUGACCAAUAGUCUUACUCACUUUACUGUAUUUUCAUGUUAGUUAUCUGUCUAGGGUAGAUGAAGGCUUUUUUAUUUUUCUCAAACAUCACUUUUAAGUUUUGCCUGGUUUUUGUUUUUUUUUUUUUUAAUCUGACAGUCUGCAUUCUACACCAGACACUUGUAAAAUAAAUUGGUAUGAUUAUAUAUUGUGUUCUUUUGUGACUGAAUUGGGGAUAGAACUCAACAUACUUCACUACGUUAUUUGUAAAGAAUCAUUUUGAGUAUAAGCACUAUAUUCUGUACUGUUUAAUAAUAAAGUAAUGAUGGAUGCAUUAUUGAAGAUGCAACUUAUUGAGAAGAGGAGGCAGAAACUUUAUUGGUUAAUGUUACCCUUAUUCCAUUUGUUGCACUGAAUUUCAGGAGUGUAAUUUGUAAAUCAAGUUUGCUCAUGCGUGUAAUCAGAUUUUAUUUUCAUUGUAAUGCUUAUGUAAUCAAAUUACCUGGAUGUACUUCUGGUAAUGAUUUCAUAAGCAUGGACAAUAUGUUGUUGAUGUUUCGCGCUACAGAAUUAAUGUUAAGAACAAGCAAAGCUUCUUGCAAAGAAAAGGAGUAACAGAAGCACCUUACUGGGAGAGCAUGUUGCAUGAUUUCGGUCCUCUUGGAACUGACAGACAGUAGGUCAUCCUAAACUUGACUGCAAAUUGCUCUUUGGUGUAAUAAGCACAUCAGCAUACUGCUAUCAAUGCUAUCAACACAAUGGCUAUUUUUAACCUAUAAAUAUACUGUAAUUUAAGUUUUCCUACAAAGUGAAUUUAUAUUUAAUUGCUGCCUAAUACAUAAAUACUUAGAAUUUUUAGAAGGGUCAAGGGAGGGAGGGCGGGCAUGCCAGUAUAUUUGUGGGAGGGGCUGUUGCAUAUAUGGGUCUUUGUACUUCCUGUUCAGUUUGACUGUUAAUCCAAAACUCACAGCUCUGGCUGUGGUGAAUCUGCCACCUGACGUUUAUGUAUUUUUAUUGUGAUUCAGGUCUUCUAUAUUCUGUGACUCAGAGCUUCAGAAUUUGACAGAAAAGGUCAUCUUUCCAUUCUCAAAUGUGAAUGCUUUGUACCUCUAAUAGGGAAAAUGACCAAGCGAUGAAUUUGAUUCUGAUGAGUUUUUAAUAUUAAUGUGUAAAGCAUUAUCUAAAGCUCGUUAAGCAGUAGUGUGUGCAUUGGAAACAAAUAGAAAGGAUGAAGACCAUUUUGGUGCAUAUAAUCCAAACUCUGCAGAAACUUUAUUCCAGAGACUGUCACCUAUCCAGGAAUUAGUUUGCCAUAAACUGGCUUGAUUUUCAGACUAUAAAUACAGUUUUGACUUCUGAAUUGGUAAAUAGGUGUUGGGCAUUGGGGAUAUUCACUUAACAUCUUUCAGCGUGUUGUUGCUGUUGCUGUAUGUUUUGAACUUCAUUUUAAGUGUAUACAAAUGUGUCAAUAUAAAAGGAAAGCUAAAGAAAUUCAGAUGGCUGCAAGUUGUCUUACAUGAAUGAAGCCAGUGAAGCUUAAUGAAACUAACUUCUUUGUUAAGCCUGUUAAAUAAAUAAGAAAUAAUGAAAACAAUUUUUCCAUUCACUAGCUCUGUGCAAUACCAUCCUUAGACUCAGACACUACUAGCACAUUGUGCUUGGCUUUAAGAAAAUUCUUUAAUUCCAUUAUAUUCAAAAGGACAUAAUAAAUGCAUAUUUUAUUGUAAACAACUCUGCAAAUUUACUAUGCGUGAAAAUGCUAAAAGUUAUUAAAUAUUAAGCACAAGUAUGUUUAAAAAAAAGGUUAAGAACUAAACAAACAUUUCUAGCAAUACCUAGAAACUAAAAAAAGUUUUAAUUGUCUGCUUCUUGGUCUUUAUUCUUUAGUGCAGCUUUUCUGCAAUGCAAGUUUAUUGCUGUGUAUUUCAUGGGGUUUUAUUAUCAUGAUUCAGAAAUUUGAACCUGUAUGCAAAGUACUGCAUUCACCUUAUUGUACAUGCGAUGUAACAUCAUACUCACAGUUUUGGUGCUUUAAAAUUAUUCCUCUUUUCUUUAUUAAAGGAUAUUUAUUUGA